Messenger RNA from Peniophora sp. CBMAI 1063, 1884 nucleotides. NCBI's taxonomy places the organism in Eukaryota, Fungi, Basidiomycota, Agaricomycetes, Russulales, Peniophoraceae. The record is from the annotation of a GenBank genome assembly.
AUGUCAACUCGCAAAGUCUACACAGGCGGAAAGCGGAAGCUCGUGCUAGCGUUCGACUUGGGCACUACCUUCAGUGGGGUGUCUUUCGCUAUCUUGGAUCCUGGCAAGGUCCCCAGGAUUCAGACGGUGUCCCGAUAUCCUGGGCAGGAGACCGGGGACGCCAAGAUCCCGACCGUUGUAUACUAUGACAAGAAUGGCAAUGCCUUAGCAAUGGGUGCUGAAGAGCCUCAGAUAGUUGAGACAGACGGCGACGAUGAGUGGGAGGACGAACCACUGAAGCUAGAAUGGUUCAAGCUGCUGCUUCGUCCUACCGAUACAUCUCUCGCGUUGACAGCCGGCAUCCCCGCCCCUCAGCUUCCUGCAAAGAAAACCAUUGUCGAUGUGUAUGCCGACUUCUACGGCUACCUGUUCAGAUGCGCUCGAGAGUUCAUUCAGCAGACACACACCGCGCUCGGCACACUGGUCUGGCAGUCCAUGCAAGGUGACGUUGAGGUCGUCCUUAGUCACCCUAAUGGAUGGGGCGGGCCCCAACAAGGCAUCAUGCGCCGUGCUGCUAUUCAAGCGGGCAUCGUUCCCGAUACUCCCGAAGGGCGCUCUCGGAUCACGUUUGUAUCUGAGGGAGAAGCUGGACUUCAUUUCUGCGUAUCGAGCGGACUCGUCUCCGAAGAAAUCCAGGCCAACAAGAACGUCAUGAUUAUUGAUGCGGGCGGAGGCACGGUGGACAUCAGCACUUAUGCAUUCAAGACCGUCGAGCCCGUCAAAGUCGAGGAGAUCGCGGUCCCGAGUUGUCUCCUUGAAGGCUCCGUGAUCGUUCGGCGACGCGCGGAGACACUGAUCCGAACGAAGCUUGGAAGGUCCAAGAAGUUCAAUGCUGAGUCUUAUGUGCAAGCAAUCGUGCAAGAAUUCGAUAAGGUAGCGAAGAAGAGAUUCAAGGGUUCGGGCGACGCGAAUGUCAAAUUCAGUAACCUUAUCACUGAUCGCGAGGUCGAGGUCGGUAUCCGGAAUGGUUCCCUCAAGUUUACGAGGGAUGAAUUGUGCUCUUUGUUCGAUCCGGCCAUCUCGGCCAUCGUUUCGGCUGUCAAGGCCCAACGGCGUGCGGCUAUCAUGCACGGAAAUGUCAGAACAUUCUUUCUCGUCGGCGGUUUCGCGGCUAGCGAAUACCUAUUUGACCAGCUUAAGGCUCUACUCGAAGGCGACAAUCUUGCCCUUUAUCGCCCGGAUGCUCAUACGAAUAAGGCAGUUGCAGAGGGUGCUGUGUCAUACCACAUCGACCAUUACGUAGCCGCACGCGUGGCCCGCUGGACUUACGGUGCACAUACGAUCACUCCGUACCGCCCCUAUCUCGCGACUCAUGCUCGCCGCGCGCACUUGGUCUUUGCUGACGCAACCGGCGCGAUCAUGCUGGACAAGUCCUUCAUGCCUGUCCUUGACAAGGGAGUGCAGGUCGCCGAGACGAAAGAGUUCCGCAGAAAUGUCCGUUUCGCUGGUACCAAGACGCUGAAAAACACCGCCGUUUCACUUAAGGUUCUGGCGUAUCGUGGUGCAUCCUCUGUCCCAGCAUUCAUCGACGAUGACGAAGCGUCGUUCGUCACACUGUGCACGGUAACUGGUGUCUUGACCAACAUCCCCAGCACUCAAGGAUUUUUGCCUAACAAGGCGAAGCCUCCGACGCCAGUCUCAACGAGCACUGCCACAGCGGGCGGGAAGAAGAAGAAACAGAAGCAUCGUCAACCAGACUACUUCACUCAGUCUGUGGACGUCGUGCUAUCUUUUGGGAUGACGGAGCUCAAGGCGGAGCUGGCUUGGAAAAGAAAGGGCGUUGAACACCGGAGUCCAGCAAAUGUCAUUUACGAAGAUGACUUCGCGGUCACCGUCGCUGGCUGA